Messenger RNA from Condylura cristata (star-nosed mole), 1839 nucleotides. RefSeq names its product LLP homolog, long-term synaptic facilitation (Aplysia) (gene LLPH). The record is from RefSeq and is a predicted model, not a curated record. Bases 84 to 467 code for a protein of 127 amino acids. NCBI's taxonomy places the organism in Eukaryota, Metazoa, Chordata, Mammalia, Eulipotyphla, Talpidae. Gene Ontology annotation, biological process: dendrite extension. Gene Ontology annotation, cellular component: nucleolus. Gene Ontology annotation, molecular function: RNA binding. The transcript has 3 exons.
GGAAAGCGGAAGUGAGAAGACUUCCGGCCGGCGUGAGCGGCGCGUGUUCUGCGGUCCUGAAGUUUGCCGUUUUCUAGGUAAAUAUGGCUAAAAGCUUACGGAGUAAGUGGAAAAGAAAGAUGCGUGCAGAAAAGAGAAAAAAGAAUGCCCCGAAGGAGCUCAGCAGGCUAAAAAGUAUCCUUAAAGUAGACACUGAUGUCUUAAUGAAAGAUGUACAAGAGAUAGCAACUGUCGUGGUGCCCAAACAUUGCCAACAGACAGCCCAGUGUGUGGAAAAAGAUGAAAAAGAUGACAUGAAAAUGGAGACAGAAAUUAAGAGAAACAGAAAGAGUCUUCUAGACCAGCAUGGACAGUAUCCUAUAUGGAUGAACCAGAGGCAAAGAAAAAGGCUGAAGGCAAAGCGACAGAGCAAGAAGGGGAAAAGCAAAGCAAAAGCAGCAAAAGCAGCGAAGGGGUUGGCCUGGUAGACCCUUAGAAACUGGAGAAAGGCCUCUGGGACAGAUGUUUGAUGUGCGUGUGCACAUUGAUGCCAGCUUCCACCAAAUGAAAACUUUUUACUUUAACUUGGUCUUUUUAAUUCAUAUCUCGUUUGUUUUGGAUCUUGAAUAAAAUACUUUCUUUGAUGAUUGAAAGUUAUAUUGAGGUUUUAAUCAGCUGCUAUUUGUAUGCAGGGAUUAUCAGACAUUGCCAUGAUUGUAGGUAUUUGUUCGUAGUGAAGAACAAUGAUAAUAGAUGAAUUUGAGCGAAUUAAGAUUUAAAACCAAUCUGUUAUGUAAUGUUUUUUUAAAAGCUGUCAGUGGGUCUUAACAGCAGUAUUUGUUCAUAGUGCUGAUUUUGUGUAAUUCACACUCAAACAUAUUUUGUGUGUAGAUCUUUUAUUUCAUAUAUCCUUGGGUUUCCAACAGAGAGACCAGAUUUUUAAAACAUUUUAAGUUUUUUUGUAAAAUAUUAACAUGCACUAGUCUAUGUGCUCCGUUUAUAUAGGACAUUAGAACUUCCUAGGAAAUGCCUUAUGUACUUCAGUUAUUAUUUUGAAUUUACAAAAAUACAACAUUUCCCAGUGUAUUUUGCUAAGAAUCAUUUUUUUUUUUUUUAACCAAGGCACGUAUAGAUUUCAUUGUCAACGUGAAUUUGGGAAUGGGUCCAAACUUGAAAGUUCAUAAAAAGCGUUAGCUUAUAGUCUUUAGAGAUGCAGCUGUAAAGAAGCCUGUUUAACUCUGACUCUCUGAAACCAGUCUUUGAGUCUGUUGCAAGUGCUGAUGGUGAAGUUAUUUUGUUAUGUCUGUUCUGCUGUAGUUUACUAAUUUUAAUUUCACCUGGAACUAAAUUUACCUUUAGUUAAGCUAUUUAAACUUGGCAUUGCUUCUGAACUUUCACUGUAAUUCUGUUAACCAUUAGUACAUUUCCCUAGAACAACAAAUCUUUGAGUGUCUACUGUGUACCAAGAACUUUUCUAGUCUACCCACAUGGGCAUCUAUUCAGGAGAGUACAGUUCAAAGAGAACUUUCAAAAUAAGUCACAUAGUCAUCAGCUUACAGUUUUUGCCCCUGCACACAGCUAGACUGAAAAGUAAUCUACAGAUACAUUACCCAUAUUCUGAGUAUAAAAUCUGAUACCAGUAUCAUCUAAAGUUAUUUUACAUAAUAGACUUUUCUCAAUUACCCAAUGGUUAGUUCACUGAAAAAUUAGUGAAUAAUUUUUAAAUGUUUGAAAUAAUUUUUUUUCAAAACAGAAAACAUGAGUUGGAAAAAUAUCAUUCUGGGCCUUUGGUAAAGUUAUGAACAAUAAAGAGUUUGUGAGGAAAAGGUAAAUAUGUAUGUUCAUUCGUAAAAUAAACAU